Elgaria multicarinata webbii is the source of this 2088-nucleotide messenger RNA. It is a transcript of the gene PANX1, whose product is annotated as pannexin 1. NCBI's taxonomy places the organism in Eukaryota, Metazoa, Chordata, Lepidosauria, Squamata, Anguidae. The record is from RefSeq and is a predicted model, not a curated record. Gene Ontology annotation, cellular component: plasma membrane. Gene Ontology annotation, molecular function: wide pore channel activity. Gene Ontology annotation, biological process: positive regulation of interleukin-1 production; cell-cell signaling; monoatomic cation transport. Bases 36 to 1343 code for a protein of 435 amino acids. The transcript is spliced from 5 exons.
UUUGUUCAGCCGCCGCCGCCGCCUCUGCAGCCACCAUGGCUAUCGCUCACAUCGCCACCGAGUACGUCUUCUCGGACUUCCUGCUGAAGGAGCCGUCGGAGACCAAGUACAAGGGGCUGCGGCUGGAGCUGGCCGUGGACAAGCUGGUCACCUGCAUCGCCGUCGGGCUGCCGCUGCUGCUCAUCUCGCUGGCGUUCGCCCAAGAGAUCUCCAUAGGUACCCAGAUGAGCUGCUUUUCUCCAAGUUCAUUUUCUUGGCGCCAGGCUGCUUACGUGGAUUCCUACUGCUGGGCAGCAGUGCAGCAAAAGCAGCUUUCCCAGAGUGACUCGGGUCACCUUCCACUCUGGCUCCAUAAGUUUUUCCCAUACAUCCUUCUGCUAGUUGCAAUCUUACUGUACCUGCCCUGUCUCUUCUGGCGCUUCACCGCAGCACCCCACCUUUGUUCAGACCUGAAAUUUAUUAUGGAAGAACUCGACAAGGCCUAUAACAGAGCAAUCAAAGCCGCGAACAGCUGCCGUAAUGGUGACAUGAGGGACUCUGUCGGCUCAGUACCAGCUGUUAAUGAGAACAUAGCUCAGAGUUUUUGGGAGAUAUCUGACAGCUACUUUAAGUAUCCUAUUGUGGAACAGUACCUGAAAACAAAGAAAGGCUCCAAGAGCUUAAUAAUCAAGUAUAUUGUUUGCCGUUUGCUAACGCUGACCAUCGUUCUGUUGGCUUGCCUCUACCUGGGCUAUUAUAUCAGUCUUUCCUCAAUGACCGAUGAGUUUAUCUGCAACAUCAAAACCGGGAUAUUAAAGAAUGACACAACUGUUCCAGAACGGUUUCAGUGCAAACUGAUCGCCGUCGGUAUCUUCCAGCUACUCAGUUAUAUCAACAUUAUCGUGUACUUGCUGCUCACGCCUCUCGUGAUUUACGCGUUGCUGGUGCCGUUCAGGCAGAGCUCGGACAUCCUGCAAGUGUACGAGCUUUUGCCAACCUUUGACGUUCUCAAAAUCAAAACCAAGCGCUACGAUGACUUGAGCCUCUACCUCCUCUUCCUUGAGGAAAAUGUGAGCGAGCUCAAAUCGUACAAGUGCCUCAAAGUUCUGGAGAACCUGAAAGGCAGCGGAGAGCGGUUUGAUGCCUUGCAGCUGCUGAUGAACCUGGGUUCAAUUAAAAUGGAUGCUGUCGAUGGCAGGUUGCCCCCAGUCAAACCGGACUGUGGAAAGAAAACUGAAGCUGAAGUGGCAAACAAUGCAACAGAAUUACAAGAUUUGGCAAAGCCCACAUCGUCAGGCGAGGAAGCCAGAACCGUUCAAGAAGAUGGCAAGCUUCGCCAGAGAUUGCUGGAUUCUUCUUGCUGAUGGACCCAAUUCGUGAUUUAUUGAUUAUGAGACACACUCCAGCGUAAGCCAUAUCGAACACGGGAUGGUUGCCACCUUGUUGCAUGGACCUCAGGGCAGAUAAUCGUUUACAAGCUUUUUAUAUACCUGUGUUUACAUGCCUAUGUAGCCUCCCAUGUCUAAAGGAAUGCCAUUCUGGUGAUGUGUAUUCAGUCUGUUAGAGACAAGCUAUAGAGAGGGAGAAAGGCUAAAGUCCAUGGCAUAAGUAGAACAAAGAGAGAAGUAUACUGGAAGAAGUAAACAGACGUGAAAGGAAAAGGCGUAACACAAGAGAAACACUUGGAACCAAUUUCGCACACGAGUGAAUAUCGAUCUCUUAAUUACUCCUUGUCACUCUGAUCUGUUUGCUUGUUUACCUCUUUGCCCGGAACCUGCUCACAACAUAUCAGAAGGCCAGGAAUAAAUACAACGAUAAAAAAAAUACACAACAGGAACAAUUGCAAAUAGCCGUCCUGUAAAUAAGCCAACGCAUCAUGAAAAAGUACUGAUUGGUGUAUAAAACAGCACAAAUAAAGUGACCUGGUCGAAGUUUAAUACUAAACAAGAGAGAGAAUAAAGGUUAGCACGUGAAAAUAAAAUAAUUUUAAAAAAAUAACAGGAAUAAAAAAUUCACUGCCAACAAGUACAAAUAGAUCUGUAUUGCACAAAGGUAACAUGAUGGUCAUCAUAAUUAACCUCCACAAAUUGGUUGAAAGAUGCAUCUCUU